Thunnus maccoyii (southern bluefin tuna) is the source of this 1049-nucleotide messenger RNA. RefSeq names its product CD209 antigen-like protein A. The transcript is spliced from 7 exons. The coding region runs from base 112 to 987 and encodes 291 amino acids. Lineage: Eukaryota; Metazoa; Chordata; Actinopteri; Scombriformes; Scombridae. The record is from RefSeq and is a predicted model, not a curated record.
ACUCAUGCUGGGUUUCACUGACUCUGAACACUGACUAUCCACAGUGACACGUGUUAAAGCCGCAGUGGUUUGAGGUUUUGUUCCUGUGAAUGCUGUUAAUGAAAAACUGAAAUGAAAAUGAUGGAGGAAGAACUGAAUUAUGUGUCGGUGACAUUCAAGACUGAUAUUUUUACAUCUGAGAAACCCAGUGACCUGGAAGUAAUCUAUGAUGAGGUGAAGACCGAUGAGCUAGCAUGGGAUACAAAUCCUGUCAUACCAGUAGGAAAUAAAAAGGAAGCACCACUCCAUACUCCUCUGAAACUGGUGGCAGCAGCUUUGGCCAUUAUUUGUGUCAUUUUGGUGUCAGUCAUCAUCGCUCUCAGCAUCCACUUCUUAACAGUCAUCUCACAGCAGAAGAGAGAAAACACCAACUUAACAGCACAGACUGUGCAGCUGCGGACAGACCUGGAGAGAAGGACACAGGAGCUGACCAGAGAGAGAGACGGACUCAACUGGACCAUCGGAGUCAUCCUUGAAUAUGAGAACUUUCCAGUGAAUACCCACUGCCCACAAAAAGUGUGUAAACCUUGUCUGGACGGCUGGGUGCUGUUUCAGUCGCACUGUUACCUGUUUACAGCAGAUUAUUAUUACUAUUAUUGGAGUGAUUGGGAGAGAAGUCGUGAUCAGUGCAAAGAAAUGAAUGCAGAUCUGGUGGUGAUUGGAAGUCAGGAGGAACAGGAAUUCAUCAAUAACCACACCAAAUACUACGAAGAUGAAAAGCAUGGCUAUUGGAUUGGCUUGCGCAAGAUGAAUACAAUGAACACAUGGACGUGGGUAGACGGAAGUAACUCCACUGUGAUGUACUGGAUAACACAACAAAUUGGCUACGAAGGUCCCUGUGCUCUAACUCUGCCUCGUGCAGAUCCACUGGCCAACUGGAACACAGCAGGCUGUAGCAUGAGGAACCGCAGGAUCUGUGAAACAAGAGCCUUGAUCAAACCUGAUUAGGAAUCCGUUGCAUUAACACAAUAUUUAUCUAUCUAUCUAUCUAUCUAUCUAUCUAUUUAUCU